This is a messenger RNA of Pygoscelis adeliae (Adelie penguin), 2009 nucleotides long. It is a transcript of the gene SAP30BP, whose product is annotated as SAP30 binding protein. The transcript has 12 exons. The coding region runs from base 1 to 1041 and encodes 346 amino acids. NCBI's taxonomy places the organism in Eukaryota, Metazoa, Chordata, Aves, Sphenisciformes, Spheniscidae. Gene Ontology annotation, cellular component: nucleus. The record is from RefSeq and is a predicted model, not a curated record. Gene Ontology annotation, biological process: regulation of DNA-templated transcription.
AUGAUGGCCCAAAAGAGACCCAGAAGUGAGAGUGACGAGCUGCCUGCCAUGGAUAACAUUGCCAGGAACAAGAACAACCACAAGGAUCCUUUGCUCUCCAAGCACAAGAAAGUGGAGAGAGAUCACACUGAACUGUUGAAGGGCAUCAAACCCGAAAGCCUGCAUUGUAACUUCUCUUCUGACUUUCCAUCAUCUGUUUUCAUCUCACCAGUGAAACAUAGAGAGAAAGGGGGCCUGGUCUCGGUGGGGUACGGAGACGACGACUUCACCCGCCUGGAUGGGGACGAGGACGGGUAUGAAGAAGAGGAUGAUGAGAACAGCAGGCAGUCAGAAGAUGACGAUUCAGAGACUGAAAAACCUGAGGCUGGUGACCUAAAGGAAUUCUCAGAACUGGAGAAAAGAGAUCCUCAGGAGCUAGUUGCUUCUUUUUCAGAGAGAGUGCGGAACAUGUCUCCAGAUGAGAUCAAAAUCCCUCCUGAGCCUCCUGGCAGAUGUUCUAACCACUUGCAGGAUAAAAUUCAAAAGCUAUAUGAGAGGAAAAUAAAAGAGGGCAUGGAUAUGAACUACAUCAUUCAGAGGAAGAAGGAGUUCCGCAACCCCAGCAUCUAUGAAAAGCUGAUCCAGUUUUGUUCAAUUGAUGAACUCGGUACGAAUUACCCAAAGGACAUGUUUGAUCCUCAUGGCUGGUCAGAGGAUUCAUACUAUGAGGCACUAGCUAAAGCCCAGAAGAUUGAAAUGGACAAAUUGGAGAAGGCCAAGAAGGAACGCACAAAGAUUGAAUUUGUGACUGGCACUAAAAAGGGUACGACAACAAGCGCCGCCUCUACAACAACCACAACAGCCAGUACCACUGUGGGAGAUGCCCAGAAGAGGAAGAGCAAGUGGGACUCGGCCAUCCCUGUAACGACGAUAGCUCAGCCCACCAUCCUCACCACUACUGCAACACUGCCAGGCGUUGUCACAGUGACAACCAGCGCAAGUGGAUCCAAAACUACAGUCAUAUCAGCUGUUGGCACCAUUGUGAAAAAGGCAAAGCAGUGACUGGUGUGCUGGGCCUGGAUUUUUGGACUUAAUUGUCAUUGAAGCCAUUGUUCUCGGAAGGGAGGGGUAGCUUUCGCCUUUGGUAAAAGAUGACAAGAUUCUUUGAAACAGACCACAGUUCCCUAUUGAAAGAAUGGGGGCAGGAGCAGGCAUGCCAGCUGUGUGCCCACAGGAAUGGACCUCUGCAGAAAAUGCCUCUGUCUUUUCUUGCUGUGGGAAGAAUGAGUCUGUGUGUGUUGUGCUGGAGGAAGGUACUAUCUGGAGUCAGGCUGUAAAAGUUAGCUUAUUAAAUUACUGCGUUAGGUUCUUCUUUCCUACUUGCAAGUCUGGUUUAGGGGAGGAAGAAAAAAAAAAGGCGAGUAGUGAGGAAUAUCGGUAUUACCCUUGUGUAUUCCAGGUCAUGCUCAAAGGCUGCUAGCAGCUUGUGAUACGUACCUCCCUCACGUAUGCUAACUCAGUUCCAAGGGAAUUAAAGCGGAGACAAUUGGUCAGUGUCCAUCUUCAAAUGUGUAGCAGAGACUUGAAGUGAUCUACAUCUAUGAAUGCAGACUCACUCUUUGUUACAGUACUGACAUCUGUACCUGUGUGCAUAUCUGUGUAGAUCUUAGUGACCACGUGUUAAAUAGUUGAACUAUUGAGGAAACUGUGCUGAAAUAGUCUUGUUACCGUCUUGCAGGGAUGGAGAUUUCUAUGCAGAACCUAUAAGCUGUAGAGGUUUGAUUUGUGAACUCAUUUGCAAAGAUAACUCUUCCAUUGCCAUGGAAUGAGAUUGGACAGCAGAUAAGCAGAGGAGAGUGUCUGAUCUUGAUUGUGAUAUUGUCCAUCUUUGUACUAGAUAGUGAUGUACUGUGAAAUGCACACGUGGCAGUUACUGCUUGCUCUGCUGUUGUGAAAAAGUAUUUUCAGUUGAAAAUUUUGUUGUAUAAAUCUUCUUACCUGUGUAGCAAAAAAUUAUUAUAAAAAUGGAA